Messenger RNA from Didymodactylos carnosus, 864 nucleotides. NCBI's taxonomy places the organism in Eukaryota, Metazoa, Rotifera, Eurotatoria, Philodinida, Philodinidae. The record is from the annotation of a GenBank genome assembly.
AUGAAAAAAUAUCGCGAGAAAAUGAAAAAAGAUAAAGUAAAAUACGAAAAUUUUCUUAAAAAAGGUGAUAAUAAAAAAGCAACGAAAACGAAACUCGAUGUGGUGGAAUUAGCAGCACUGCGUACAAAGAAUAAUUUACGUCAAAAAAAGUAUCUUAAUAAUAAAACAAAACGAUUAAUUAAUAAACCACCUGUUGCAUUUAAAAGUCGUCAAUCGUUUGGGAAAGCUAUCAAAAAAGUUAAUUCGGCACUUCCAAAAUGUUUAGGAAAAAAGAACGUUGUUGUCCAGCAUAUUGCAAAAAAGUUGGGAUUGAUUGCUCCAUCUACGCAUGAGCGUGUCACUGCUCAGCAUCCAGAAAAGUUGAAAGAGGCGGUUCAAAAGUUUUAUGUUCGUGAUGAUAUUUCUUACCAGUUGCCGAGAAAGCGAGAUACGAUUGUUGUGAAGGAUGUUCAGGGAAGAGGAGCUUGCAGUUCAUUACAAAGUUUUAGAGAUUCACAAAUGUGUAAUACAUUGGAUGAGGAAUGUAUGUUUUCUUCUUGUCCCUUAUGUGAUGAAAAUUUCGUGGAAAAAGUUGAAAAUAAAGUCUCCAAAGGUGUUGUAGACGGUAUUGGAGGAAUAGUCAAACGUUUGGUUUGGGGAGCGGUUUUGGCAGGUCAGACCUGCAGAUCAGCAGAAGAUUUGGUUCGUAUUGCAAAGCAAAAAACAAAUAAAAUAACAUUGAUUGAACUUACUAAAAAUGACAUUGAUGCAUCAAAAAAUAAACUUCAAAAUAUUUUUGCAGUAGUGAAAGCCGUCCCGGAAACGUUAAAAACUCAUUGUAUUAAAGUGAUUGAUAAUAAAGCUAUUGAAUGCUUUAUCGUGUGA